AGACAAAAAGUAAUGUUUUGAUCGUUUUUAUAGAUUUUUUUAUACGAAUUAUACAAAAAAGUGUUAGGAUUAUGAUCUAAAAAGUUUAACUACAAUGAGUCAAAGAGGCCUGCUGUAAUAAAUGCCAUAGAAACAAAACAUAAGUGAGGUUAUUUCAAAAAAAUCAUUGGCAUUGAUUGAUCUUCAGAAGAUACUAAAAAAACAAUGCUAAACUCCUUAAAUGCACCUUACUAUUAGACUUGUAUGCUACACAGUCCUUAUCCAUUGCAUAUUGACUGUUGAAGCUGAAUAUAAAUCUCAUCUGAGCUGUUAUCAUACGAAGGUUUGUCAACAAUCCUCUUCAAGAGAUGGAAUCAGUAAUUUAAGUCCGAAGUACUUACAAGCUGGUGUAGAAGUGCGUGGCAGUAACGUAGACAAAAUGACGAGCGGUUCAGGAGUCAAUGGGUUCUAUCGACCCCGAAGUGCUCUUGCCCGGGCUAUGUAUGAGAAACAGCACAAUGAUAGAUAUCUUCAGGAACUUGACCAGAAUGAGUGGUACCGUGUGAACAAGGAUCGACUGUGUCCCGAGCUGAUCAAGAAGUUCGUCCAAUUGUACCCUGAUGAAGAAACCAAGGAGUUUCUGUCGGCCUCCAUAGAUAAAUCCUCGUGGGUGUGGACGCAGAUCUGGUACCUGCUUGCCAAAGCUGUAUUAAGACACUUCUGGUCCGUCACUGAUAUUAAUGGAUGGUUGGGUCGUGGUUCUAUGUUCGUACUCUCCGAGGCGCAGGCGCGUGCGCUGCUCCGCACUACAGGACACGGCAUCGGCGCGGGCGCAUUAGUCGAUGUCGGCGCGGGAGACGGUGAGGUCAGCCGUCGUUUCGCACACAUCUACCCGCACAACUACGCCACUGAAAUAUCGGCCAGCAUGAGGAAAACAUUAGCCGAGAAGGGAUACAAACUCCUGGACACAGAGAAAUGGCACCACUACCGCCAAUUCGAUUGUAUUUGCAUGCUAAACCUCUUGGACCGCUGCAGCAAGCCAAAGACCAUGCUGAAGCAAGCUAGAGAUGCGCUGGCUCCCGGUGGAGUACUCAUGUUGGCACUGGUCUUGCCGUACAAACCUUACGUGGAAGUGACUUCGGAUCAUAAACCAGAAGAACGUCUGCCGAUUGAAGGAGCUUACUUCGAAGACCAGCUGGCUGCUUUCGUGAAGUUCAUGCGCGAAGAGGCUGGCUUCGAACUGGUCUCGUGGACACGAGCCCCUUAUCUCUGCGAAGGGGACUUUGCACAAGCUUACUAUUGGCUCGACGACUCCGUGUACGUCUUCAAACCUACCGCAGUAGACCCCACUACUUAAACAACAAACGUCUUAUAACAACGAAUAUUAUACUCAAGUAUCUUAAACCUCGUAACCUAUAAGUAACGUUUUUCAUUAAUAAAGGAAAGUUUUUGAAACAACCUUUUGAAUGUUAGUGCGGAACGCGAUAGUGCAGUAUACGUUUCUGAAAUUAGAAACAUAAUGUACUACUUACUAUACAUUUUAUAAGAAUUUGUAUUUGAACAGACUUUUGGAAACUUAACCAUGGUAUUAGAAUUUUUGUAAUUACAUUAAAUGUUAAAUAAUCAGUAUCGUAUACUGUAUGCGUUUGCACAUACGGGUUUAUUGUAAUAAUUGUUAGAUUAAGAAGUUUCAAUUUCGUCCUACUUUGGGCUGAGAUGAUUUUCUUGUAAACCAACAACGCUUUCGCAAAAAAUAAAUCAGAAGGUACUACAUCACUUGGUCAAUACAGAUAGUCCAACCGAUAUCACGUCAGGACGUAAUUACUUAUUAAAUAAAGCUCUUUGCCUCGUGUAAUCUCAUAUCAGGAUUACGAAUACCAAAGCAUCAUUGCUUUUUCGCAUACCGCGAUGGCUGGCCAAAGAAUUUGAAAAUGUUAGUGGACCUAUAGGUCUGAAGAUGCGAACGUACAGGUUUAUGGGGAGGGAGCUCCCUUAGUUGUUACUGGAGGGUGCAUAAGAUUACUUACAUAAUUACAUUCCUAGUGUAGUUCGUAUUCUAUUGACACAUGAAAUCAUUUCAUCCGUACGUAUGUACAACACUCGUCAAAUAAGUACUUAGUUCUUAGUUGAAGGCAUUUACGUUUCAUGAUGUCAAUGUAUUGUUAUGUUGAAUGUUUUGUUUUUGGUUGUUCGUUUGCAAUAUAAUGUUCCUACAUAUCAAAUUAAUUUGAAUUGCGAUUCUUUAUAUUUUAAGCCUGUAUAGUAAAAAAUAGUUUAACUUUUUAAACGUCGAGUAAACACAUAUUAAAUGUAAAAUACCGUGGGGAAACAGUGCACUCAUGCACGCGGUCUUCUUAUGAACCACUGUGUUCUGUAGAUGUUAAAAAGUUCUCCGUUUCCAACAAAGCGAAAGGUAGUGAAUCCAUCGAAUAAUCUGUACAAAAACUAAAGUAGGUUGUAAGAUUAUAUUUUGCUGUUUACGCACAUUUAGGUCUCCACCGAAGCGAAGAGGAGAUGAACAGAGCAGAGAUAUUUUUUAACAACAAAUAGAAUUUCAUUAUUUACUUAUCACUCACUUUCUGUGGAUACCAACUGAACUGAGAUGAAGAUAUCACAUCAUUGAGGUGGAAUGAAUACCAAGAUUUGAUUGAAAUGCUUAAUAUUGAUAUUAUGUAUGUACUUAAAAAAUAUCUGUUCUGGAUUCCGUUUCGGACAUCUCCACAGAUCUCCGUUUUGGUGGAGGCCGAGCAUUGGUAGUUUUACAACGUCAUUAGAAAAUCAAUAUUCUACAUAGAUAUAUUGCGAUGUUAUUGACCAUAUUAUGAUGAUAAGAAAUAGAUGUUUUGUACGUUUUUCUACGGUGUAUUUAUCAUAGUUAUAAAUGCUUAAUCCAUCAAGUAAUACUCAUUAUAGUAUAAUUAUGUAUUUUCAGAGAUAUUCUUAUUAAAUUCCCCAGUAUGGGCGUACUUUUAAAUCAUGGUGAAGGCCUAUUCAUUAUUCUGGUGUAGGCAUCGUCUGCUGAAUUAUCGUUAUGGAAAAGUAUCAUGAACGGAAUCUUUGUCUAGCAAUAUUUUCAGAUGUAGCCUAAGCCUGAAUAUAACAAAAUUUUCAAGCUAACACUAUGACGAGCGUAACGCAAAUACUCAUGAGAAGUGUGCUUUGAGAAUUUGGGGAAAUACUAAUUGAUAUUUUCGAUAUUUAUGAAAUAUUAUAUUAAUAUUGUACUUAUCGUGUAC
Messenger RNA from Spodoptera litura, 3215 nucleotides. RefSeq names its product protein-L-histidine N-pros-methyltransferase. Gene Ontology annotation, molecular function: protein-L-histidine N-pros-methyltransferase activity. Lineage: Eukaryota; Metazoa; Arthropoda; Insecta; Lepidoptera; Noctuidae. The record is from RefSeq and is a predicted model, not a curated record.